GUGUGGUUGCCGAUUUUGGUCCUUGCAGCCAUGAUGACUCCCAUCGCUAAAUCCUUUUAUGAUCUAAAAGCCACUGACCUCCAAGGGGAGAAAGUGGAUUUCAACAAUUUUAGAGGAAGGGUGGUCCUGAUUGAGAAUGUGGCCUCCCUCUGAGGCACGACGGUGAGGGACUACACCCAGAUGAACCAGCUGCAGAGCAAAUAUCCUCGGCGGCUGGUUGUCCUGGGUUUCCCUUGCAACCAGUUUGGCUACCAGGAGAACUGUACCAAUGAUGAGAUCCUCAACAGCCUGAAACAUGUGCGGCCUGGCUCAGGCUUUGAACCCAACUUCACUCUUUGCCAGAAAUGUGAGGUGAACGGCAAGAACACCCACUCUGUCUUUGCAUAUCUGAAGGACAAGCUCCCUUACCCAGAUGACAACCCCUCCUGCCUCAUGAUGGAGCCCAAAUUCAUCUUAUGGAGCCCUGUGAGUCGUAACGACAUUUCCUGGAACUUUGAGAAGUUCCUGGUGGGACCUGAAGGAGAGCCAUUCAAGCGCUACAGCCCGCGAUUCCUCACCACCAACAUUGAGCCUGACAUACAGCGCCUCCUGAAGCUUGCCAAAUAAGCC
Messenger RNA from Anolis sagrei ordinatus, 609 nucleotides. RefSeq names its product glutathione peroxidase 2 (gene GPX2). The record is from RefSeq and is a predicted model, not a curated record. Gene Ontology annotation, biological process: response to oxidative stress. NCBI's taxonomy places the organism in Eukaryota, Metazoa, Chordata, Lepidosauria, Squamata, Anolidae. Gene Ontology annotation, molecular function: glutathione peroxidase activity.